Molecule: messenger RNA, 1161 nt
Organism: Cutaneotrichosporon oleaginosum
Lineage: Eukaryota; Fungi; Basidiomycota; Tremellomycetes; Trichosporonales; Trichosporonaceae
Source: RefSeq, a predicted model, not a curated record
AUGCCACCCCGCCCCGCCCUCGCGCGUCACCUCCGCGCCGGCCUCUCCCGCCCACUCAGCGUCUCCGCGCGCGCCGCACACGCCGGCUGCUCGACCCCGCACGCGCCUCCAUCCUCUUCCUCCGCCUCUACUUCCGCCUCCGCCUCCCCGUCGUCCUCCUCUUUCCCCUCUUCCACCGCCGCCUCCCACGCCCCAUCGCCCGCCAACCCGGCCGGCGCGCGCGAGACGGCAACCGCCGGCGGCCGCACGCACCGCACCCCCGGCGCGCCGCUCAAUGCGCCCGUCGGCGCCGGCGGGCCGGGCGACAAUGCAGCAUACUGCGCGUCCCUCGUACAACGGCUCGACCCCGAUGCAUGGCUCACGAGCUACUUCUGGCCCCGGCGAGAGCGGGAGUGGUGGCUGGCCAUGCGUGCAUUCAACCCCGCGAUCGCGGCCAUGCGCUUCCAGUUCUGGCGCGACGCGCUCGCCGCCGUUUUCGGGGGUAAGCCGGUGCCGCAGCACCCCGUCGCGCUCGCGCUUGCGAGCGUGCACGCCGCGCGGCCCGUGCAGCGCUACUACCUGGGCCAGCUGAUCGAAGUGCGGGUGCGUAAGAAUGCUGACAGCGCCAAGAACCUCGCCGCGCCGCCUGCCAGCGCGACCCUCGAGCAGCACCUCGCGACGUUUUCGCCGCUCAGCGGCGCACUACUGCAGGGCCCGCUGCCGCUCGUCCUCCCCCCGACGGACCCCGAGACGGGGCAUAUCGCGCACACGCUUUCGCAUGUCGCGCACCUCCUCUCUGUGGCGAGCAUGCUGCGCGCCCUCCCCUCGCUCAUCGGUAAACGGCAGCUCAAUAUUCCAGCAGACGUGGCGGGGCGGCACGGGCUCGUGGACGAGGAGGUGUUCCGGCGCGGGGCGGCAGCGCCAGGCUUGCGCGACGCGCUGUUCGAGAUCGCCACGCGCGGGAUGGACGAGCUCAUUACGGCGCGCAGGGACCUGUCAAAGACAAACGGCAAGGUCGUGCCCAAGGAGUGCAUGCCCAUCUUCCUGGCUGCUGUCCCCGCCGAGCGAUAUCUCCACCGUCUGGAGAAGGCCGACUUUGAUGUGUUCGCGCCAGAACUUGCCAAGCACGACUGGCAGCUCGCCCCCAGAAUCUGGUGGACGUAUCAGCGCGGCAAGCUGUAG